UCUCCCAACCUUCCUAUACUCUCCUCCUCUCUUAAAAAGCUCACAACCCUCAGCCCCAUUUUGAUCAUUCUCUCUUUCCAUCUUCCAAAAACCAAGUAACUGAUUUAUGGGUUCCAAGGCAAGAAAGAAGCAGAUAUGGUGUCCACAGCCAUUGACGCCGCUCAUGGAAGGCCCAGACCCUGAAAUGCAAGAAGAAGGAGGCAAGAAGGAGAGCUCUUGGGAAGUCAUACGUGAAUGGUUUAGGGCACAGAAGGGUGGGCUUCCUAAUCCAGGGACUAAUUUAUGUACCUCAGGAUAUGGAAGUGGUGGUACUAUUCCUGCCAAAAGGCAAGACCUAAGGCUGUUGCUUGGUGUGUUAGGCUGUCCCCUUGCUCCAAUUCCCCAAGCCAAUGACCCAAUUGAUCAUCACCUCCUUCACAUCAAGGACAUCCCAUUUGAAACUUCCAUAGCGCAUUACAUUAUACAGCAGUACUUGGCAGCCACAGGGUGCUUGAAGCAACAGAAGUGCAACAAAAACAUGUAUGCAAGUGGGAGUGUGAAGAUGGUUUGUUGUGAAACAGAGGUUUCUGCCGGAAGAAAUGUCAAGACUCUAGGAACAAGAAGUGGGGAAAGUGGGUGUUUUGUUCUUUGGCAAAUGUUGCCUGGCAUGUGGUCUUUGGAAUUGGUGGUUGGGGGCAACAAGGUGGUGGCCGGUAGCGACGGCAAGACAGUUUGGAGGCACACCCCUUGGCUCGGUAUUCAUGCAGCCAAAGGUCCUCAACGCCCUUUGCGUCGCCUCAUACAGGGCCUAGACCCAAAGAGCACAGCAAGCUUGUUUGACAAGGCACAAUGCUUGGGGGAGAAAAGAAUCGGAGAGGAUGAUUGCUUUGUACUAAAAGUUUCCGCCGAUCGAGCGGCUGUGAUGGAGAGAAGUGAGGGUCCAGCAGAGGUGAUCAGGCAUGCAUUGUAUGGCUAUUUUUGCCAAAAGAGUGGCCUCCUCAUAUACUUAGAGGACUCACACCUCACUAGAGUUGAAACCCCAGAAAAUGAAACCGUCUAUUGGGAGACCACCAUAGGAAGCAGCAUUGCAGACUAUAGAGAUGUGGAUGGUGUGCUCAUAGCUCAUCAGGGGCGUUCGAUCGCCACCGUCUUUCGGUGCGGUGAGGUGUCCAUGGAGUACACAAGGACUAGAAUGGAGGAAGCUUGGAGCAUUGAUGACGUUGUGUUUAACGUACCAGGGCUUUCCAUGGACUAUUUCAUUGCUCCUGCGGAUAUAUUGGACAGUACUCUACAAUCACCAUGAUUAACUCUUCUUAAGUACUGAUUAAAGCUUUAAUUAUUAGGAUGUUAGUUUGUUUCUAAUUACAAAAAAUAUUGGUGGUGGGUACACGUUGUUGAUGAUGUAAUAUUUUGGGUUUUUCUUCUUUUUCUUCAAGUGUAUUAUGUAAUAUGUAGUGGGCUUUGAAGUCAUGACCAAGCUUAAAAUGACAAAUUCAAGCAUGGGGUGGAAUAAGGGAUAUGUUGUUGUAUUCUAA
This is a messenger RNA of Prunus mume (Japanese apricot), 1514 nucleotides long. RefSeq names its product C-type mannose receptor (DUF620). NCBI's taxonomy places the organism in Eukaryota, Viridiplantae, Streptophyta, Magnoliopsida, Rosales, Rosaceae. The record is from RefSeq and is a predicted model, not a curated record.